Molecule: messenger RNA, 800 nt
Organism: Drosophila kikkawai
Lineage: Eukaryota; Metazoa; Arthropoda; Insecta; Diptera; Drosophilidae
Product: attacin-A
Biological process (GO): defense response to bacterium
Cellular component (GO): extracellular region
Source: RefSeq, a predicted model, not a curated record
CAGCUCCAGCAAUCCCAACCAGCAACAUGCAGAAGGCAACCAUCCUAAUCUUGGCCGUUGUGGCUCUCAUCGCCAUUGUAGAGGCAGUUCCGCAAAGAGUUCAUGCUCAGACAUUGGUGUAUUAUCCCCCUCGGACGCCACCACCACGUCCCAUUCGUGUACGCCGCCAAGUGCUCGGCGGCUCCUUGAGCUCGAAUCCCGCAGGAGGUGCUGAUGCUCGCUUGGAUCUUACCAAGGGAAUUGGCAACCCAAACCACAAUGUCGUAGGUCAGCUCUUCGCUGCUGGAAACACCCAAUCGGGUCCAGUCACCUCCGGUGGAACCUUGGCCUAUAAUAACCAUGGCCAUGGUGCCUCCUUGACCAAAACCCACACUCCCGGAGUAAAGGAUGUUUUCCAGCAGGAGGCCCAUGCCAACCUCUUCAACAAUGGCAGACACAAUCUGGACGCCAAGGUCUUUGCCUCGCAAAACAAACUGGCCAAUGGCUUUGAGUUCCAGCGCAACGGAGCUGGCCUGGACUACUCCCACAUCAAUGGACACGGUGCUAGCAUAACACACAGCAAUUUCCCUGGAAUCGGCCAGCAACUGGGUGCUGACGCCCGUGCCAACCUUUGGUCAUCGGCUGAUCGUGCCACUCGCCUGGAUCUGACGGGAUCGGCCAACAAAUGGACCAGUGGACCCUUCGCCAACCAGAGGACCAACUUUGGCGCCGGCCUGGGACUGUCCCAUCACUUCGGUUAAGGAGAGCCUCCUUGUUUACUUAUAAUAAUUUAUUAAUAAAACUAAAAAUCGAAAAAUGAA